Molecule: messenger RNA, 897 nt
Organism: Pecten maximus
Lineage: Eukaryota; Metazoa; Mollusca; Bivalvia; Pectinida; Pectinidae
Product: extensin-like
Exons: 1
Coding region: 1-897 (298 amino acids)
Source: RefSeq, a predicted model, not a curated record
AUGCCCAUUCACCUCCCAGAGUGUGUAGGUGGUGAGCUCCAAAACCAAACCCCCAGCUCCCCAUCCUUAACCAAACCCUCAACUCCCCAUACUCAACCAAACCCCCAACUCCCCAGCCUCAACCAAACCCCCAACUCCCCCUCCUCAACCAAACCCCCAACUCCCCAUCCUCAACCCAAAACCCCCAACCCCAUGCCUCAACCAACCCUCAACGCCCAGCCGAACCAAACCCCGAAAGCCCCAGACGCAAUCAAACCCCCAACCCCCAGCCUCAACCAAACCCCAAACUCCCCAUGCUCAACCAAACCCCCAACUACCCAGCCUCAACCAAACCCCCCAACUCCCCAUCCAACCAAACCCCAACUCCCCAGACUCAAUCAAACCCCCAACGCCCCAUACGCAAGCAAAACCCCCAACGCCCCAUCCGUCAACCAAACCCACAAACUCCCAUCCUUAACCAAACCCCCAACUCCCCAUACGCAAUCAAACCCAGCCCCCCAAAUCCAAAUCAAACCCCAAACGCCCCAUCCUCACAAACCCCCAAACCCCAGCCUCAACCAAACCACAACUCCCCAUACUCAAUCAAACCACCAGCUCACCCAUAAUCAAUCAAACCCCCAACUCCCAUCCUCAACAAACCCCCUAAAUCCCCAUCCUCAACCAAACCCCCAACUCCCACAUCCUCAACCAAACCCCCCAACUCCCAUCCUCAACCAAACCCCCAACUCCCCAUCCUCAACCAAACCCUCAACUCCCCAAUCCUUAACCAAACCCCUAAAUCCCAGCCUCAACCAUACCCCAGCUCCCCCAUACUCAAUCAAACCCCCAGCUCCCCAUCCUCAACCAAACCCCCCAACUCCCCAUCCUCAACCCAAACCCCCCAACUCCCCAUCCUGA